Molecule: messenger RNA, 3942 nt
Organism: Arabidopsis thaliana (thale cress)
Lineage: Eukaryota; Viridiplantae; Streptophyta; Magnoliopsida; Brassicales; Brassicaceae
Gene: RNL
Product: RNAligase
Exons: 27
Coding region: 150-3683 (1177 amino acids)
Biological process (GO): tRNA splicing, via endonucleolytic cleavage and ligation
Cellular component (GO): cytoplasm; nucleus
Molecular function (GO): RNA ligase (ATP) activity; ATP binding
Source: RefSeq, marked reviewed
CUUUCCCGCACCAUAACACUUCCACUAACUCCGUCGUCGUCCCGCCGGUUUCACAGCUUGUUAGUGACUCAGCAAGACGUCGACCGAACUUGGUCGCCGCCAUCUCUCUUUAUUUUUACGUGGUUCGCACAAAAUUAAGCCACGUGUUGAUGUCGUUAAUUCCUCACACAACUCACUUCGCUUUCUCUAUCAACAUUCAUCUUUCUGCUACUUCUCGAACCUCCUCUCUUCUCCGAUCAUCUUCUCCUUACUUUACCUUAGCUCGCUCUCUCUGUUUUAACUCCUCUAUCAGAUUUUUAUCCUCAGAUAUGCCAAAGAAGCAGAAAAAGAGAGAUCACGCUGAGCAGAAGUGGCAAGUAAAACCGAAGAUGGAUGCUCCAUUUGAAUCCGGUGAUAGUUCGGCAACAGUUGUUGCAGAAGCAGUAAACAACCAAUUUGGCGGGUUAAGUCUUAAGGAAAGCAACACUAAUGCGCCAGUCUUACCGAGUCAAACUACAAGUAACCACCGUGUUCAAAAUCUAGUAUGGAAACCUAAGUCAUAUGGAACAGUUAGUGGAUCAUCUUCGGCAACAGAAGUUGGUAAAACAUCGGCUGUCUCACAGAUAGGUUCUUCUGGAGAUACAAAAGUUGGUCUCAAUCUGAGCAAAAUUUUCGGAGGUAAUUUGUUGGAAAAAUUUUCGGUGGACAAAUCGACUUAUUGUCAUGCUCAGAUCAGAGCCACUUUCUAUCCAAAAUUUGAGAACGAAAAGACUGACCAAGAGAUAAGAACAAGAAUGAUUGAGAUGGUAUCUAAAGGAUUGGCAACACUGGAGGUAUCUCUUAAGCAUUCAGGCUCUCUCUUUAUGUACGCCGGUCACAAGGGGGGAGCAUAUGCAAAGAACAGUUUUGGUAAUAUUUAUACUGCGGUUGGUGUUUUUGUUCUUUCACGGAUGUUCAGGGAGGCUUGGGGAACUAAGGCUCCAAAGAAAGAAGCAGAGUUCAAUGAUUUUCUUGAGAAAAAUCGCAUGUGCAUAUCUAUGGAACUGGUAACCGCUGUUCUUGGAGAUCAUGGUCAACGCCCACUGGAUGAUUAUGUGGUAGUGACUGCUGUUACCGAGUUAGGUAAUGGGAAGCCCCAGUUCUAUUCAACUUCCGAAAUAAUUUCAUUUUGCCGGAAAUGGCGUCUACCCACAAAUCAUGUUUGGCUGUUUUCCACAAGGAAAUCAGUGACCUCUUUUUUCGCGGCGUUUGAUGCACUGUGUGAAGAAGGGAUAGCAACCUCGGUCUGUAGAGCUCUUGAUGAAGUAGCUGAUAUAUCAGUCCCAGCCUCAAAGGACCAUGUUAAGGUGCAGGGUGAGAUAUUAGAGGGUCUUGUUGCUCGUAUCGUGAGCAGUCAGAGCUCAAGAGAUAUGGAAAAUGUCUUGAGAGAUCAUCCUCCACCACCCUGUGAUGGAGCUAAUCUUGAUCUGGGACUCAGUCUAAGAGAGAUAUGUGCUGCCCAUAGAUCUAACGAGAAACAGCAAAUGAGAGCACUUUUAAGGAGUGUUGGGCCAAGCUUUUGCCCCAGUGACGUGGAAUGGUUCGGAGAUGAAUCUCAUCCGAAAAGUGCUGACAAAUCUGUUAUAACAAAAUUCCUGCAAUCUCAGCCUGCAGAUUAUUCAACUAGUAAAUUACAGGAAAUGGUACGCUUGAUGAAGGAAAAACGUCUUCCAGCCGCAUUCAAGUGUUACCAUAAUUUUCAUAGAGCUGAGGACAUAUCACCUGAUAACCUUUUUUAUAAAUUGGUUGUCCAUGUGCACAGCGAUUCAGGAUUUAGGCGUUACCACAAAGAGAUGAGGCACAUGCCUAGUUUGUGGCCUUUAUAUCGAGGUUUCUUUGUUGAUAUUAAUUUGUUCAAGUCAAACAAAGGGAGGGAUCUGAUGGCUCUGAAAAGCAUUGAUAAUGCCAGUGAAAAUGAUGGUCGAGGAGAAAAGGAUGGUUUGGCUGAUGAUGAUGCUAACUUAAUGAUUAAAAUGAAGUUUCUCACAUACAAGUUGAGAACCUUUUUGAUCCGUAAUGGCCUAUCAAUUCUAUUUAAAGACGGGGCAGCAGCUUACAAAACUUACUACCUUAGGCAAAUGAAAAUCUGGGGUACGUCAGAUGGAAAGCAGAAAGAACUUUGCAAGAUGCUUGAUGAAUGGGCUGCUUACAUAAGAAGAAAGUGUGGGAAUGAUCAGCUAUCUUCAUCAACAUACUUAAGUGAAGCUGAGCCAUUCCUGGAGCAGUACGCGAAACGGAGCCCAAAGAACCAUAUUUUGAUAGGGUCUGCUGGGAACCUAGUUAGAACUGAGGACUUCUUGGCCAUUGUUGACGGUGAUCUAGAUGAAGAAGGCGAUCUUGUGAAGAAACAAGGAGUGACACCAGCUACUCCUGAGCCAGCUGUGAAGGAAGCUGUCCAAAAGGAUGAGGGGUUAAUUGUAUUCUUUCCAGGAAUUCCUGGAUCUGCUAAAUCUGCACUUUGCAAGGAGUUAUUGAACGCCCCAGGAGGCUUUGGAGAUGAUAGGCCAGUGCAUACUCUGAUGGGUGAUCUUGUCAAAGGAAAAUAUUGGCCAAAGGUUGCUGAUGAACGUCGUAAAAAACCACAAUCGAUUAUGUUGGCUGACAAAAAUGCCCCAAAUGAAGAUGUCUGGAGACAGAUUGAAGAUAUGUGUCGGAGAACUAGGGCUUCUGCAGUUCCAAUCGUUGCUGAUUCUGAAGGAACCGAUACAAAUCCAUAUUCACUUGAUGCCUUGGCUGUAUUCAUGUUCCGUGUACUUCAACGAGUUAACCAUCCGGGAAAGCUCGACAAGGAAUCUUCAAAUGCAGGUUAUGUGCUAUUGAUGUUUUAUCACCUUUAUGAGGGAAAGAACCGUAAUGAAUUUGAGAGUGAAUUGAUUGAGCGCUUUGGCUCCCUCAUCAAGAUGCCACUAUUGAAAUCAGACAGGACUCCUUUACCUGAUCCUGUUAAAUCAGUUCUUGAGGAGGGCAUUGAUUUGUUCAAUCUCCAUAGUAGAAGACAUGGGAGACUCGAGUCAACAAAAGGAACAUAUGCAGCGGAAUGGACCAAAUGGGAGAAACAACUACGAGAUACUCUAGUUGCAAAUUCUGAGUAUCUCAGUUCUAUUCAGGUUCCAUUUGAGUCUAUGGUUCAUCAAGUGCGAGAAGAGCUAAAAACAAUAGCGAAGGGUGAUUACAAGCCACCAAGUUCGGAGAAAAGAAAACACGGGUCUAUUGUUUUCGCUGCCAUCAACUUGCCUGCUACUCAAGUUCACAGUCUUCUUGAAAAGUUGGCUGCAGCAAACCCAACAAUGAGAUCUUUUCUAGAGGGAAAGAAAAAGAGCAUACAGGAAAAACUUGAACGGUCUCACGUGACGCUCGCCCACAAGAGAAGCCAUGGCGUAGCAACUGUAGCCAGCUAUAGUCAGCACUUGAACAGAGAGGUACCCGUAGAGCUCACCGAGCUCAUCUACAACGACAAGAUGGCUGCUCUAACAGCCCAUGUUGGAUCUGUGGACGGAGAGACCGUAGUCUCCAAGAACGAAUGGCCACAUGUUACAUUGUGGACAGCGGAAGGCGUUACUGCGAAAGAGGCCAACACGUUACCUCAGCUUUACUUAGAAGGAAAGGCGAGCCGCUUGGUGAUAGAUCCUCCGGUGUCAAUCUCAGGUCCUCUGGAGUUUUUCUGAAUACUUGAUUAAACAUGGAAGUUUCUCUCUUGAGGGAGGUUGCUCGUGGAAUGGGACACAUAUGGUUGUUAUAAUAAACCAUUUCCAUUGUCAUGAGAUUUUGAGGUUAAUAUAUACUUUACUUGUUCAUUAUUUUAUUUGGUGUUUGAAUAAAUGAUAUAAAUGGCUCUUGAUAAUCUGCAUUCAUUGAGAUAUCAAAUAUUUACUCUAGAGAAGAGUGUCAUAUAGAUUGAUGGUCCACAAUCAAUGAAAUUUUUGG